This is a messenger RNA of Botrytis deweyae, 1272 nucleotides long. RefSeq lists its product as uncharacterized. Lineage: Eukaryota; Fungi; Ascomycota; Leotiomycetes; Helotiales; Sclerotiniaceae. Bases 1 to 1272 code for a protein of 423 amino acids. The record is from RefSeq and is a predicted model, not a curated record. The transcript is spliced from 3 exons.
AUGGCUCCAAGUCCUGACUCUCACACCAUAUUUUAUGCCAAAGGGGCUGAGAAAGUUCCCAAAACUGCACUCUUAUUUGGCAGUGCAAGUCCUGGUGGGGAGUGGCCAUGGCUUUCGAACUUUUGGGAUGAGCCUUUUGUUGAUGACAGUGGACACACUUACCGCUCGUCAGAGAACUAUCUUCAAGCGGGAAAGGCUUAUAUGAUGAAAGACAAAGCUUUGUUCCGCAAGUUGAUCAAAUACACCCCUCUCAAAGCCAAGAUAGAAGGAAACAAAAUGAAGAUUGAUGUCGAGAAGUGGAAUCAGAUCUCCAGCCUUGUGAUGGCAGAUGCCCUCCACUUCAAAUUCCGCCACAAGAAAUCAUGGAUCCAGGCUUUGGUUAACACUGGGGAUGCGUUGAUUGUUGAAGCAAGAGAGGAUAUGGUUUGGGGCUCAGGACUUAAAAAAACUCAGACCGCCAAAACGAGAAUUUGCGAUUGGCCUGGACAGAAUAAAUUGGGUGACGAGUUGAUGGAGAUCCGCCUAAAAUUUAGAGAGUUACUACAAGGUGGUAAUCCUUCAUCAGGCAUUAGCAGCACGGCAAAAGUGCCCAGUGCGCCUGCGGUGGCGGAUGCUGCCAUUUUAAAUGGACCUCCGCGUAGUCGCGAACCCUCACCAGUACCGGCACCACAUGUCGACCCAGGCACAGGUCCAGCGCAAGACCCACAAGCAGAUGAGAAUCCUGAGCCCAUGGAUCUCGAUGAACCCAUUGCACCAACUCCCGAUCCAGGUCCACAAGGAGAGCACCUUACACUUACUCAAGAUAUUGGCGAUGUUGAGGCCGAGACUCUUAUCCAUAAUCCGACCAUCGGAAAUGACAAAGACAAGACCGGCGAGUCCAAGGCGGAUAGGAUAGUAGAACCAAUCUCGGAAAAUCAAAUGUUAGCAGAGGAAGAAAGAGCCUAUACAGACCUAGCUCUGGAAAUUCAGAGUCAUCGCGAAAGACGACUCCAACUCGAAGAGCUCGUCCGGAGAGAAGAAGACCUAAUGCUAGAGAGGCAGAAAGAAAACCAGAGACGACGUGCUCAGAAUUUUCCAGUCAAGAGCGCCCCCAAGCCAGCGCAAGACCCACCUCGUAAGGCACCAGUGACAUCAACUCCUUCCAAGUCAUCAAAGAGAGAGGCUAGAGAGAAUGCUGGUCCAAAUUCAUCCAAGAAACAAAAGGUAGCUGAUUCUGCAUCGAAGACAUCAAAAAGUCAAGAUUUGCUGCUAGUCUUGAAACACUCGGAAUAA